Molecule: messenger RNA, 4382 nt
Organism: Gaeumannomyces tritici R3-111a-1
Lineage: Eukaryota; Fungi; Ascomycota; Sordariomycetes; Magnaporthales; Magnaporthaceae
Product: purine permease
Exons: 10
Coding region: 940-2772 (610 amino acids)
Biological process (GO): xanthine transport; transmembrane transport
Cellular component (GO): fungal-type vacuole; membrane
Molecular function (GO): xanthine transmembrane transporter activity
Source: RefSeq, a predicted model, not a curated record
UUCACCAGCCCAUCGGUGUGGCUAUUUGCGCGACAGUGGCGCCACCCGAAUGGGCAGAUGCGUGUUUUAGUCAAGCCAGGAAAAGGAUGCGUGAUAUGGGCGCUGAUUGCCGCUGAAGAUAGCCCAGAGCCCAGAGCUUUCACCACUUAAGCCAAUGUUCUCUGAAGAGAGGGAAAAAGGCCAGGAGCCAAGAUACCCCCACGCGAGCCCCGAUGCAGCAUCUACCCUCGCCCCUAGCCGCAUGCACGCAAUCACACACUGCAAAACCUACCUCGCAGUCGUUUCUUUAUUAGUGGAUACCUUCAUACCACUUACCCACCCCCAUUCAGCUGCCAGCCACGGGUUCUAGCGAGCCGGCCGGUGUCAUCAAUGGGCAGGACGCCCUUGUAGUAGGGCAGCAGAGAGAGAGAGAGGCGUUCGUCUUGAGUAGUGAGGGGGCCGGGCGCUUCCAUGCUGGUGGGGGAGGAGGAGGCGUCGUUUGUAUUUUUUUUCUUCUUCUUUGUUCCUUUCUGCCUCCCUUGCCUUUUCUUCCUACGCGCCCGCGCAACCGCAGGGCACACACCACCUCCUGUGACACUUACACACUUGCACACGCACACCCAACGCACGCCGACUGCUCGCCACCCCCGCCGAGCCCGUCACAUCCACACCUCGUUCGUGCAUGAUCUAGCCCGGUAGCAUUAUCCAGACGGACGGUCUACCCGUAGACCGGUCUUCGGUCCUGCUCUGGUCUGUUCGUCCCGUCUAUAUAUUUGAAGGGGCACAUCCCUCCCACCCCUUCUUUUCAUCCGAGUUCCUCUGCAUCACACCCCCCGGUCUCCACUAGAGCCGCCUGCCGAUUUGCACCCGUCCCUUUUUGAUAUACCGGACGUGCGCUGCGCGUGGCUAGGUACCUGGUGUGUGUGUGUGUGUGUGUCGCUCCAGCCCAGGACGCACAACAUGCAGGAAGACCACGACCUCCCUCCCCGGAUCGUGCCCGACGAGGCCCCGGCCCGCAGGGGGCUGGGCCACCGUCUCCGGCGCGUCCGGCGCUCGCUCACGACCAAGGAGGGCCUGGUGGGCGACUACGACUAUAAGUUCCUCUUCAUGCCGAACCUGCCCUUCAUGCGGCCGCCCACGCAGGCCGCGCCCUUCUUCGGGCUGCACGACCGCAUGCCCCUGCUGCUGGCCGCCCUCCUCGGCUUCCAGCACGCCCUGGCCAUGCUGGCCGGCCUCAUCGUGCCGCCCAUCAUGAUGUCCAACUUUGCCAACCUGCGGCCCGACACACGCCAGUACCUCGUCUCCACCGCCCUCAUCGUCUCGGGCCUGUUGUCCACCAUCCAGAUCACCCGCUUCCACAUUUACCGGACCCCCUACUACAUCGGCACCGGCCUCAUCUCCGUCGUCGGCAUCUCCUUCGCCAUCAUCCCCGUCGCCGAGGGCGCCAUCAAGCAGAUGUACGACAACGGCUUCUGCUCCAAGGCCGCCGACGGCUCCCUGCUGCCCUGCCCCGACGCCUACGGCGCCAUUAUCGGCACUGCCGCCGUCUGCGGCCUGGUCGAGGUCCUCAUCUCGUUCCUCCCGCCCAAGGUCAUGCUCCGCAUCUUCCCGCCCAUCGUCACCGGCCCGACCGUCAUGCUCAUCGGCAUCUCCUUGAUCCGUUCCGCCUUCACCAACUGGGCCGGAGGUGCUGGCUGCAGCCAGGGCGACGCUGGCCCGGCUUUUCUCAGGCUUUGUCCCGACAUCAGCGCGCCCCAUCCCCUGCCUUGGGGAAGCGCCGAAUUCCUGGGCCUCGGCUUCUCCGUCUUUAUAACCAUCAUUCUGUGCGAGCGUUUUGGCUCGCCCAUCAUGAAGUCCACCUCGGUCGUGAUCGGCCUCCUGACAGGCUGCAUCAUCGCUGCCGCCUGUGGCUACUUCAGCAAUAGCGGCAUCGACUCGGCCCCGGCGGUGUCCUUUGUCUGGAUGCAGACCUUCAAGCUGCAGGUAUACCCGCCCAUUAUACUACCCAUCAUCGCAGUCUUUAUCAUCUGCGCCUGCGAGGCCAUUGGAGACAUCACCGCUACGUGCGACGUGAGCCGUCUCGAGGUCGAGGGCAGGACGUACGAGAGCAGGAUUCAGGGCGGUGUCCUGGCAGAUGGUAUCAACGGAAUUCUCGCGGCCCUCAUGACCAUCACGCCCAUGACCACCUUUGCGCAGAACAACGGUGUCAUCGCUCUGACGAGGUGUGCGAACCGCAAGGCCGGUUACUUUUGCUGCUUCUUCCUUGUCAUCAUGGGCGUCCUCGCCAAGUUUGCCGCAUCGCUCGUUGCGAUACCAUCACCCGUCUUGGGUGGCAUGACGACCUUUUUGUUCUGCUCCGUCGCCGUCUCGGGCGUCGCCAUCAUCGCCAAGGGUGUUCCGUUUAACAGAAGGAACCGCUUCAUCCUGACUGCGGGCUUGGCUAUCGGAUAUGGCGCCACGCUCGUGCCGACCUACUUUCACAAGGUCUUUGCGUCUACCCCGGCCAAUAGAGAUCUCAGGGGCCUCCUGAAUGCCAUUGAGCUGAUCAUGGAAACCGGCUUCUUUGUGGCUGCCAUCAUCUGCAUGAUCCUCAACCUCGUACUACCAGAGGAGAUGGAGGAUACGCAAGGGCGCGUUGUCAGGGACUCGGAGACGCCGACCAACGUCCACACGGUCACGCCGGCCAAGGAAGCCGAGGGGGCCGAGAGCGGGCGAGGUGUCGAUUCCGACGACAUCACCCCAGCCGGGCGUGCUACGAGCAGUGAUGGCGUCGAAAAGGCCAAAAGCAACUGAGUGUCCCGGAUGGGGUUUGAACCGUGGGGUUUCAGUUUGUCAAGAUGAUGAGAGGGGCUAGGACGAUAUAAAAACACGAAUGAGAUGGUGAGUGUCCAUCGUCUCUUGACUAUAGUCUCUUGCCCAAUGAAGAUGUCAUGGCCGCUCUUCUGGGUCUCGGUUGAAGAGGAACGAGCUGAGCGACUUGCAGUGCUUGGACACGCGUGCCUGCCUCUCGCCCAGGAGCUCGGUCUGGAGCUUAAGUGUGCGGGCGCCCAGCGACGGCGCCGCCGAGGCCUCGGCGUCCACGGCGUCGGCAAAGAGCCGGAGGUGCUGGUGCAGCCCGUCCAUCAUGUCCCUGAUGAGGAUGACCUGCAUCAGCUGCGCCGAGGGGCCCGCGGGCCGGAAGGAUCCGACCUUGAGCUCGGGCAGCGGGAAGUCCGGGUGGCGGACCCCGCCGGCCGCCACCUUGAGGCGCAGGCACGACAGCGCGUAGAGCAUGAUCCGGUCCAGCACGUCGAGCAGGCGCAGGUGGCACGACACCAGCUGGCCGGCCAGCGCCAUGUCGACGCCGCCGCCGCCACCAGACCUUGGCGGCAGCGGCGGCGCGCCGUCAUGGCCGUCGUCUAGCCCGGCGAACUCGGGCGGGAGCCCGUGGGCGUGGACGCAGUCGGGGACGGUGCAGGGGGGCUCGCCGCCGCCGCCGCCGCCGAGCGCCGCGUCGACGGCGGCCGGGUACACGUCGGUCAGGCGCUGGACGGCGGCAAAGAUGCGCUCCAAGAAGCCGCGCGCCGCCAGCCGCGCCGCCACCUCGGCUAGGCGCUCGGCGAUGGCGGCGUUGUCGCCGGCCGCCACGUGCAUGAACGGCGGCGGCGGCAGGGCGGCGAGCGUGCCGUCCAGCUCCACCUGCAGCUCGGCUAGGGUGCGGCCGCAGGCGGCCUCGGCCUCUGCUGCCGAUUGAUCCCCGAAUGAGCUGGCCGAACUGCCGCCGCCAGCCGUCGCCGCGACGACGUGCGGCGACUCGCUGCUGCUGCUGGCCAGCGCGGCGUCGAGCGCGAGCCAGUCCGGGACCGGGGCCACGCCGGGGAGCGAGAGCAUUCCGGCAGGGUGGCCGAUGUAGUAACCGCCAAAGCCACCGCUAGGAAACUCGGCGAUGUCGGCCCACGGCUGCGGUUGGAGGGCGGUGGCGGCUCCUGAUGGUGAAAGCGACGACGACGGGGGAGAAGGGAAAAGCGAGGCCGCGUCCACCGCCGCCGCCGCGACAUGGCCGCUGGAGUGUCUCCCGAUGGUGCUGAAGACGCAGGGGGCCUUCAUCUUGGCGCAGCGCGUGCAGCUCGCGCUCCCCUGCUGCUUGGGGCAGCGGAGCUUCUGCGAGUGGCAUCGGUCGCACGCCUGCCGCCUCCGCACAGGGCCUGCCAUGGUCAGCCGGUGCCUUGCUGAGUCUAUAAACAACGGCCUAGGGGCUCACAUCAGAUCAUCCCUCACGAUGGAGCAGCUUGGCUUGCUUAUUCAGGCAGCCAAGCGCUUCGUGUCUUGGGAUGGCAUACUCAUAGGAAAGGCGCAAGGGAAGGAUGAUAAAAUGGAAAUACCGGAAAUAUAACGAUUUUUAUUACAAUUUACAUUGUUGACCA